Molecule: messenger RNA, 1062 nt
Organism: Sclerotinia borealis F-4128
Lineage: Eukaryota; Fungi; Ascomycota; Leotiomycetes; Helotiales; Sclerotiniaceae
Source: the annotation of a GenBank genome assembly
AUGAUUUCCGCUGCCAAGCUAAGUACCGACGCGAUACCCGAAUCAAGUGUACAAGCCGAUACGUCAAGUGCUACUUCGAAUGCCACAAAGUUUAGAUUCUCGAAUGCCGAUACCCUAUCCGAUAAACCGUCUUAUCUCAUUCUUGGCUGGCAAUCUACAAACUACGGAGAUAACAAUGACAAUGAAGAAGAAGAUGAGGAUGGGGCCGAGGGCGAAGGAGCUAGCGAACUUGAAAAAGGCGCAAAGGACAACGAAGACAAAAAUGGCAAAGAACAAGAUAUGGAUCUUCCAAAGCAAGGAGAAACACUCGGCGAUGAGUGGUGGGAGCAGCAGAAAAGAGAUCAAGACCGUCGUGGUAUAUACAUGUACAAUGACUGGAAUGGUUAUGGAUGUUCCGAAGUUAUGGAAAACUUGUUGAAAGAUUUCAAUCGAGAUAUCUACAAGAAGACGCUCAGCCCUUAUGAAAAAUGGGCGUAUAUUGAAGCCCUAGCAAUCUUCUUCAAGGCAGGAGACUUAAUGGAAUGGAUGAUGCAAGAUGAUAGCGAUGGACUUAAAGAGAUCAUCAACAUGAUGGGAACGAUGGUUCUCACCUCUCUCAAAAUGCUUUCGGAGCACAAUCUUUUCAUCCCAGACUCCCAAAUAAAGAAUAUCCCUAUCAUCUGCCUUCUCAUUCUCGAAUUCCUUAAUGGGCACGCAUCAGACCUUGAUCUUAGUUGGCAGAGUGAGAUUGUUCGGCAUUGUGACGAAGCAGAUAUUAAACUCGUCAAAACUGUACGAAAACAAGUCUCGAUUAGUAAGAAAUCCCUGGAGGACUGGAGAUCCAACUACAAGGAGAAGAUGGAGGAUUGUGAGGAUGCUGAAAACGAAGAUGGCUACAAAAUUUGGGCGAAGCAAAAGAAUUGGAAACCAGAGAAUGAUUAUCAUGAUACCAACGAAAGAAAAUGGUACAGAUGGGACUGGAAGCUAGAGUACAAGGACUUCAAGCAAGACCACGCAGGAGGUCACAAAUACGAUCUGACGAAGAUUCCCGAAUCCGAGAUGAAUCGUCUUGCCGGACCAUGA